Molecule: messenger RNA, 837 nt
Organism: Aspergillus eucalypticola CBS 122712
Lineage: Eukaryota; Fungi; Ascomycota; Eurotiomycetes; Eurotiales; Aspergillaceae
Exons: 9
Coding region: 1-837 (278 amino acids)
Source: RefSeq, a predicted model, not a curated record
AUGUGUCACGGUCAGAUGACGGUGGACGAUAGUUCCGAGCCUGUCCUUGGCCCCUUGCACAGUAUCAUCAUAAUCAUCAUAGUCAACAUCACCACCACCACCACGAAGGUUCCCGGAAAAUCCCGGCAUGCGAGUGGGGCAUCACUGGGUGGACCUCAAGGAAACCCCACCAGACACGGCUCACCGCUUUCAUCUGCCAUGAGCUCGGCCUGCAGGAAUAAAGCGGUGAGUCGGGGCGCUUACGCUUUUGAGAAGGUCGGAAAAGGAUGGACAACAGAAAGAUCAAAUCCAGACACUCGGCCUGCUCUCACACGUCCAGCCGCCCGAAUUUCUACCUCCUCGGCUGGAGGAUGUUAUGAGCUUGCAGGUUCAGGAACGACGCGAGAUGUUGACGACGACCUGCCAGUUGGUCGAAAGGGUGUCAAUAACUUGGGAACAAGUCGCUUGGGGUUUCAUCUAUCAGGCAAUAUCCAGCACCUGCGCUCGCUUUUCUCCGGCGGGAGCGUGUCCUCCAUACCUUUGGUGAUUCGCUACCCGUUCCAUUUCCUCCUUUGCACCAAAGAUGCAGUCGAUCAGCUUCGUCGCGAAGGUCAGGCGCGUCCAACUCCACCAGGUACCGUUGCAGGAAAUCAGGAACCUCUUCCCCGAAACCCCGGCCCUUACACUAGCAAGCGAAGUGGAAGAAAAAGUCUACUUAUCUCGGCUGGCGCUCAUCGUCCCGACAACUUUGGGACUUUGGCGGUUUGCAUCGACCCUGGUCGGCGGCGCCCGAUGUCAACCAUCACCGUCUCGGUGCCGUUGGGGAUUGAUCUUGAUCCCCGUGGAAGGAUUCCUUGA